AGUGCCGUCGUCAGAGCUCAUUCUAACCUCAGUGAAGAUGGCGGUGGUGGUGCGGAGUCUCCAAGACCAGCUUGAAAAGGCCAAGGAGAGCCUCAAGAAUGUCGACGAGAACAUCCGAAAACUCACUGGACGCGAUCCUAAUGAGUCAAGACCGGGCCAACUGAGACGGCUCAGCGGCCCCAUGGCGGCCGGCCCAGGUGGAGGUAGAGGCAGAGGGAGCAACCUGCUCAGGCGUGGUCUCUCGGACAUGGGAGGUGGAGCCCCCCCGGCAAAGCAGAGGGACAUCGAAGGGGCCCUGCUACGGCUGGCUGGGGACCAGAGAGCCAGGAGAGAUUCACGCCACGACAGCGACGCCGAGGACGAUGACGAUGUCAAAAAGCCGGCGCUGCAGUCGUCUGUGGUAGCUACCUCCAAGGAGCGGACACGCCGAGACCUCAUCCAAGACCAGACCAUGGACGAGAGGGGGAAACAGAGGAAUCGGCGUAUGUUUGGCCUGCUCAUGGGGACCCUGCAGAAGUUCAAGCAGGAAUCCAACGUUGCUACGGACAAGCAAAAGCGGCGUUGUGAGAUCGAACAAAAGCUGGAGGUGCAGGCAGAGGCUGAGAAGAAGAAGGUGGAGGGCGAGAGGAGAGAACUUUUUGAGGAGAGACGGGCCAAGCAGACUGAGCUGAAGCUACUGGAGCAGAAAGUGGAAUUGGCUCAGCUGCAAGAUGAGUGGAACAGCCACAACGUCCUUCUGGUGAAAUUCAUCCGCACCAAGGCUAAACCGCACAUCUUCUACAAGCCCGGGAAGGUGUGUUCCGCCACACAAAAGCUCCUCGACGAGUCCACCAAAAAUCUCAAUGUCGUGUUUGAGGAAAGGCGGGAGGCGUUUGCUGAGCACCUCAGCAAAAUGGAGGCACGCCCCCGGCGACAGAUAAACCGCGACACGGAUGCCGGCGCUAUGAAGAGGGACCAAUCGGCGGAGGGUAAGCCCGCAGGCCAGGUAGUCAAGGUGACAGGUAACCGGGGUGACUUGGAAAUGGAGGAGGAUGAGGAGGAAGAGGAGGAGGGGGUUGGGAAGGAUGCUGAGGGGAAUGGAAAGGGGAUGGACACAGAGCAGGUGAAAGGAGACCUUGAGGGAGGGGAGAUGGUAGAGAAGGGGGCGAGGGAGGGAGAGGAAGUUAUGGAGGUAACUGAGGAAGGGGAUAAAAACAGUGAAGAGGAGGAGUCUAAGGGUAAGGGUGGAACAAGAGGGGGGAAGGAGGAGGUGGAGGUAAGUCAAGACAAGGGAGGGGUGGUGAUGGAGGAGCAGAGGGCAGGGCAGGUGGAGGAGCAGGAGAAGGGGGAGAACAGUGAGGCUCAGGCAGAGAUAACCAAGGGCGCCACCACAGACCACCACAAGGAACCAAGCCCGGAGGCCCCGCCCUCUGACACCGUUUCACCCGGCGACGUCCCUGCCGCUAAGAGUGCCAACCGCCCACCCCCCGUUGCCUCCCAGCCGGCUGGAACAGCAGCCCAGACCCAGAGCAACAAACCUUCCCCGAGCCCACAGACCCACCAAACCCCUGACCCGCCCGCACAGGAGCAAGCUGCUGCCCCCGGGCCCGAUCCGGCCCAGAGCUCAGUCCCUGAAAUACAAGGGACCCAAGAUAAAACGGAGCCCCCGAAACCUCAAGAAACUCCCAGCGCAGAAGCUGCUCCCAGGCCAACGGAGAAAGCAGGAGAAAAGCGUGGCCGGUCCCGGAAGGAGAAAGCCAAGCGGAAGGACCGCGCCUCCUCCUCCGGUAGCUCCGGCUCCUCCAGUGGCUCCUCUUCUUCCUCCAGUGGCUCCAGCCACUCCUCGUCCUCCUCCUCGUCCUCCUCGUCCAGCAGCCGUGGGCGUGGCCGGGACAGCGGCAAGCGGCACCAGCGGCCGGUGGACCGCGAGAGGAAGAAGGGGGCUGAGAAGAGUUUUCACAAGCGGGGCUCGAGCGGCGGCGGGAAGAGGGAGUCAGCGAGCACCAAGGAGAAGAAGAGGAGGAGCGAUGGGGGUAGAAGUAGGUUGUCCCGGGGGGACAAGGACCCCAAGGACAGAGACAGGAAGGAUAAGAGGCACUAGGCCACACCUCUACAACCCUCCUGCCUGGCGGACGCAGUUUCUUUACAAAGCAGGCUUUUUUUCUUUUACAUGUAUGGCCUGUUGAAAUAAUGUGUGUGUGUGUGUGUGUGUUUGUGUGUGUGUGUGUGUGUGCGUGUGUGUCGCCACUGAGCCAUUAGUUCGAUAGCCGUAUCCUCUUGUAGUCCUUUGAGUGCGGGCAUCUUUCUUUUUUUUUUACUCUCGAAACGAUGUCAAAGAUGAGAUCUGUCUGGCUAAAUGUAUGAUGUGCAAAUUAGAUGUUUAACAACGUUUUCUUUUUGUACCGGUUAACAAUCAGCUUCAAAUAAAGUGAGAAUAUGUUUCAAUGUGUUGUGUCAUUCAGCCUUUACUACUUGGUAGGUUUAUUGUAACAUACCUUUUUUGUGAACCCUAGAAAAUAUCGCUGGAGAAUAACUAUUUUGUUAAAAUAGAAACUGCCUAUAAUGAGUCCCAAGAGAAGCAUAUCCAGGGGGACAGGAUUGAACCCUGUGGUGACUCAACUAGACAGGUCCCAGAAAAGACAGUUCUUUAUUGCUCAGCUUCUGACUUGUGUGUCACACCUUUGAGCUUUCACGUGUAGGGAUAGAGCUUUCCCGAUAGAGCGCAACAGUGACGCCCUCCAGGUCUGAUUCCGGAAGUAAAAUAGGGGAGAGCCGGGUCUAUUGAAGCAAUGGACAUAUUAAAGCACGGGACGACGCCUGACUGACCAACCCCGGGAAAUUUCGUGUAAUGACGUCCCACCGUUCAAAUGUUAUCCCCCGAACCUGUUUUCGAGAGCUCUAAGUAAAAUCCUUCCUGCAGUAGUUUUUUUUGUAAUCGUUUUUUGUUUCAUGUCAUAUGACUAUAAAACAGAUGAAUUAGUACUUAAACCUGUGCUAAGUUGUGCAAUGUCAGAGUUUUGAAGUUUAGAGGUAAAAAAGGUUUUAGGGUCAGUAGUCGCUGUCGGGACGAUUGAUACUUGUUUCAAACGCAACAGGUGUCAUGUUAUCCGGUUGACCUGGUAGUUUUUGUUAAAAAUAAAUAAAAGGAUGUUCAACUGUGUAUCCCUAAACAUGACUUAGGACAGGGAAAUAAGUAAAUUGAAUGCCAAUGUCGUCAUCCAAAAUAAGCAAGGUGAGUUUUAAUCGAAAUAUGCAUCUUGACAAUUACGCACAGGCCAAAAAUAUAUUUUGACCUAUUUAUAUUAUGCGGAAUUAUGUGAAAUUUUAGCAAUGACGAGUACACUAGUAUGUUGUCCGUUAUGUUGCAUAAAAACAAGAGUAAGGUCAAUAGUUUAUUUUUAAAAUAUGCUGUUUCAUUCUUCCCGCAUGUGUGUUUCAAACGGGGCGUUUGAAGCAAAUGUCAACUUACGUUCAAAGUUAAAAAAAAACAGCUCGAUCAUCCAACAUAUGUUAGUGGUGCUGAGAUGAUGCCUCAUGAAACGUCAAAGCCUCGCAGCCAGAUGAACCAUCAAAGUGGUUCGACCUCGAAGCUUCAAAUGAGUACGCUAGGGACACCUAGUGGUGAAUGAAAUUAUGAUGAAAAAGAGUUUCCUAUGAUGAUGUGAUGUUUGCUUCGUACAACAUCAAAACAUUUGAGAAUUAAAGUCAUUUCAGUGAUACGUGUGAGUGUGCCGUUCAUAAAUAUCUCCCGAACUCAAGGUAGAAAAACAUCAUUUGACAAAGAUUUUAAGUCAUCCCGGGCAAAAUAGAAUGUCUAAUAAUUGUAAUAAUAAAACAACUGCAUGAUGACUGAGAAUGAGUGUGAUUAAUUGCAUAGCGAUUCAAGUGAUCUUGGAACUGGGUAGUCUUCUUUUUGUAAAAAUGUGCCAAUUGUGAACCCAUAUCGCGGAACAGCCCGAGAUGAAGCCUCGAACGUCACACGCUACGUAAUUUCUAUGUGAAUGUGAAUCCUGCUCGACACGGAGCUUCGCUGGGGGAGGAGCCGAGGUAGGCCUGCUC
This is a messenger RNA of Gadus chalcogrammus (walleye pollock), 4038 nucleotides long. RefSeq names its product pinin, desmosome associated protein (gene pnn). NCBI's taxonomy places the organism in Eukaryota, Metazoa, Chordata, Actinopteri, Gadiformes, Gadidae. The coding region runs from base 38 to 2080 and encodes 680 amino acids. The record is from RefSeq and is a predicted model, not a curated record. The transcript has 9 exons. Gene Ontology annotation, cellular component: catalytic step 2 spliceosome.